AUGGAUAUGAUGGUGUCAACAUUACAACAGCAGCGAGCUGUUACAGAACAGCUGCGACGCGAGGCGUCUAUAAAACGUAUUCCUGUUUCUGUAGCCGUCACUGACAUAAUAAAAUUCAUUAAUGAACACGAACAAGAGGAUUGUCUGCUAGUUGGAUUCUCUAGUCAAAAAGUCAACCCUUUCCGUGAAAAAAGUUCCUGCACUGUUCUGUAA
Molecule: messenger RNA, 213 nt
Organism: Arctia plantaginis
Lineage: Eukaryota; Metazoa; Arthropoda; Insecta; Lepidoptera; Erebidae
Source: the annotation of a GenBank genome assembly